This is a messenger RNA of Exophiala viscosa, 405 nucleotides long. Its product is annotated as Sec61beta family-domain-containing protein. The transcript is spliced from 3 exons. Lineage: Eukaryota; Fungi; Ascomycota; Eurotiomycetes; Chaetothyriales; Herpotrichiellaceae. Gene Ontology annotation, biological process: post-translational protein targeting to membrane, translocation; SRP-dependent cotranslational protein targeting to membrane, translocation. The record is from RefSeq and is a predicted model, not a curated record. Gene Ontology annotation, molecular function: guanyl-nucleotide exchange factor activity. Bases 1 to 405 code for a protein of 134 amino acids. Gene Ontology annotation, cellular component: membrane; Sec61 translocon complex.
AUGAAGUCUGCUGCCCGGGAUUCGAUACCCGAAGUCCUGGCAUCACCAAGACCUUCCUCCCCUCUGACCUCAGGUCCAGACUCCGGGCCCGAUUCUACACCUUCAGCCGCCAAAUCUAGCGGGGCGUCCGCUAUUGCACGCGCAGGCUCGCCUCCAGGAGGUCCUCGCUCCGCUAUCCGUCGUCGAGCCGCUGCCGACCACAAAGAAUCGGUCAAGAAUGCACGACCAGCUUCGACGCGCUCAGCAGGUGCAGGCGGAUCCUCGGGUACUAUGCUUAGGCUUUACACCGACGACAGCCCUGGGUUGAAGGUGGAUCCUAUGGUUAUUUUGUUCUUGAGUUUGGGGUUCAUCUUCAGCGUGGUAGCUUUACAUCUCAUCGCAAAGGUCACGAAAAGAUUCUCUUGA